AUGAUUUCUAUCGGCUGUGUUUCGUUGAUUAUCAUUGAAACAAGAUCCAUUCUUGAAAAAGAAAGAACAACUAAAAAGUCUAUUGCUAAAAAGUAUGAUGUCCCACCUAACACACUUUCAUACUGGGUUAAGAAUAAAAGUGACAUUUUUACCAAGUAUGAAUCAGGCCAGUAUGGAGUUGAAAGACAAAAGCUUUCUUCCGGAAAAUACGAUAACAUUGAUAAAGCAGUUUACAAGUGGUUCGUUAACGCUCGUGAAAGAACUGUGCCGAUUAGUAGUCAAAUCAUUCGAGAAAAAGCAUUGGAUUUUGCAAAGCAAUUCAACGAACCUGAUUUUAAAGCUUCAGAAGGCUGGCUAGACAGAUGGAAGUACAGACAAAACAUCAUUUACAGAAUUAUUUCUGGAGAGGAAAAGUCUUGUACACCAGGGAUGACAGCAAGCUGGGAAGAAACACACCUGCCAACCAUUUUGUCACGCUAUGAUUUACAAGACAUUUUCAAUGCUGAUGAAUUCGGCUUGUUCUACCAGAUGCUUCCAACAAAUACCUAUCAUGCCAAAGGUGAAAGAUGUGCUGGUGGAAAGUUCAGCAAAGUUCGUUUAACAGGACUUGCAGCAGGAAAUGCCCUAGGUGAAAAUUUGCCCAUGUUCGUUAUCGGAAAAUCGGUUACACCGCGCUGUUUCAAAGGAGUCAGAAGUCUUCCCUGUCAGUACAAAGCUCAAAAGAAGGCCUGGAUGGAUUCUGAAAUCUUUACCGAUUAUGUGAAAAAACUCGAUGUUAAAUUUGAAACUGCGGGUCGAAAGAUUGUCUUGAUAAUUGACAAUUGCCCAGCUCAUCCAGAAGUCACUGGUCUUAAAGCAGUAGAAUUAGUUUUUCUACCACCAAAUACAACGUCUAAGACCCAGCCCAUGGAUCAAGGUGUAAUCCGAGCAUUAAAGGCAUAUUACCGGUCAAAUCUUGUGAAACGUCAAAUAAAGUUCAUUGACGGCGGUAAAGAGGUCCCUAAAAUUAACAUUCUUGAAGGGAUGCAAAUCUUGGUCAAAUCAUGGGACGCUGUUUCAAAAGACACCAUUAAAAACUGCUUUAAGAAGGCAGGCAUCUCAAAAGAAGCACAGAUCACGAGUCUCAAUGAUGCUGAUGACCCAUUUAAAUCUCUUUCUGACAGCAUAAGCGAGUUGAAAAAAAGAGAAGUUGACGGCGACAUCUUUAACGCAGAUGAUUUUGUGGAUAUUGAUUUUGAGGUAUGCACGAGUAAAUCAAUUGAAUUGACUGAUGAGGAAAUCGUGGAAAUCGUACUUAAUGAGGACAAAGAUCAAAACGCGCCGAAUCUUGAAGAUGACGAUGAUGAUGAAAUUGAGGCACAUGACAUCCCCCCGAAGAAGCCAAAGCAGUCAGAGUUGGAAGAGGCCUUAGAAUUGUUGGAAAGAUGGUCUUUGUUUGACGAGAAUGGUCUUGAAAUCAGAAAGCAGUUAAACAUGAUAACACGUACAUGUCAAAAACACUACAUCGAUACAAAACGAAUUGUGACACCUUUCCUAAAUGAAGCUGUUUUGGAUGCCUUGAUUACUGGCGGGUAUCAUGGGGUGACUUGCAACAGUAGGGUAGACGGCAACAUCAAUAGAUUUAGCUUAUCGAGCAAAGAACCCAAGUUGGCUGUGUAA
Molecule: messenger RNA, 1659 nt
Organism: Hydractinia symbiolongicarpus
Lineage: Eukaryota; Metazoa; Cnidaria; Hydrozoa; Anthoathecata; Hydractiniidae
Product: tigger transposable element-derived protein 4-like
Exons: 4
Coding region: 1-1659 (552 amino acids)
Cellular component (GO): nucleus
Molecular function (GO): DNA binding
Source: RefSeq, a predicted model, not a curated record